Perkinsus marinus ATCC 50983 is the source of this 390-nucleotide messenger RNA. RefSeq lists its product as hypothetical. The transcript has a single exon. The coding region runs from base 1 to 390 and encodes 129 amino acids. The record is from RefSeq and is a predicted model, not a curated record. NCBI's taxonomy places the organism in Eukaryota, Perkinsozoa, Perkinsida, Perkinsidae.
AUGCUACACCUUACUCGUUCUGAAUAUGAGAUUUGCGGCGGCAUCAUGAAGAUACUCUUUGCGAAUAGACCGUUUGAGGUUGAUUUCAACGGGCGAGAGAUAUUACUACAACGUGUCAACUGGAGUCCGCCCCGUGUCGCUUUGGUACUCAACGACCAGCCGAUUGGUGCUGCUAUACUCGCUAUACCCGUGCUGGCCGGUUACGACCCGCAGGAGCUCGGCGAAGUCGGUCCGAUAUCAGUGUCGGGUCUGGAAACAGCCUUGCGCGUUAUUGCUAGAAACUGCGGGGACCCAGAAGGCCUAGUCUCUGGGUUCACAUAUGCCGCCAGCUUCGUGCACUAUGCGAGUCCGCUAGGCCGCACGUCUGACCAUUUACCUGAUGGCGAGUGA